UUUAUGUACCUGUCUUGCUGUGGUGUCUAUAUAAGAUCAAAGUUGGCUAUGUGGCAGAUACUUGAGAAUAUCAGUGCACCAAUGGAGAGCUCAAGAAAUGGUGACGUCACGGUCACCUAUGAGCACCAGCUGUUCGGCCGGCGCCGGAACGUCGCCGGCGGCGGCGGCGGCUUCGCCACCUACCUCGACCUCGUCCGGGAGGAAGGCGACGCCGGAAAGAUGCCGCCGCGGCGGCCAUUGCCGGCGCCACCGCCGCAUGGCGUGGCGAGCUGGCGGCGCACGUACGCCGACGGCGAGCUCGACGUCUUCGCCGCUGAGAGGUACUUCAAGGGCGCAAUGGACGGCGCCGACGGCUACAACAAGGUGGACCUCGCGUCGCCGGUGAUGGCGGCGGCGGCGGCGAGGCCGGCCGUGGCGGUGAGCCGGCCGGCGCCGUGGACGACGCGCGCGUCGGUGGCGAGCGCCGGGUCAUCGGGCUCCACCGCCAACAGCCAGGCCGUGCUGCUCCGGGAGCAGCGCCGCCGCGACAAGUGCUGCGCCCAUGUCGGCGGCAUCCUGCGCUCGUGCUCCGGGAAGCGGUCGGUGCACGUCGGCGGCGCCGCGGUGGCGGCGACGGAGCCGGCCGGCGAUCCGGGGGACGAGCUGCCACCGGCGACGGCGAGUAGGAUCGAGUGGUACAGAGACCUGAGGCUGGACAAGGCCGGAGAUGGCGUCAGCCAUGGCGGCGUGGUCGCCGCUGGUCUCCCGCCAAAUUUGAAUAGUAUUGGCGCGGCGAGAGUGGCGGCCAUUGGGAGGGAGGAGGGCACGGCGGCGACGUCGGAGUAUUCGAGCUCGAGUUUCCGGAGCAACUUCACUCUCCUCGCUCCGGUGAAGGUCACCAUACCGGCGUCCGGCGGCGACGACGACGACGACGACGUCGGGAGCGAGUCGAGCUCCGACCUGUUCGAGAUCAAGAGCCUGAUGAUCGACGACUGCCGGGGCUACGAGCCCAGCGAGGCGAGCGUCCAAUGGAGCGUGGUCACGGCGAGCGCCGCCGACGUGUCCGUCGCCGCGUCGGGGCGCGGCGGCGGCGGCGGCGGCAAGGGGAGGCCGGCGGCGGCGGUGGCCGUGAGGCAGCAGCAGCACCGGCGGCAGGCAGACCGGCCGGUCGGGCUGCUGGCGGGAUGCGUCAGCCACAGGGCCGUCGACGUGUCGGCGGUGGCCGCGGUGUGCCGCCCACCGCCGCCGCCUGGUGCGCCGGCGACGGCGACGCGGCGGCGCAGCGAUUUGUCCCGGUUCGCGCACAGUGGUCACCUGUGAGCGACACACGUUGGUCCAUGCUACUGUGCUAGUAGACAAUUUGUUCCAUCUUUUCACCACCAAGCGUCUCUGUAAAAAGAAAAAAAUACUUCUACCCUUAAGUAAAUUAUCCAUGAACUUGACAACAUAAAUAGUUCAACCGUCAAAAUUACUUCCUCCGUCUUUGGAAAAAACCAUUUAUUUUAGACACAGAAUGCAUGUAGAAAACAACGUGGACCCCACAAGGUUUUUCGAGUGGAGGCUGGUUGCAGUGAGCAGGAGCGGAUUCAACAUGAGUGCAGGAGGACUAGCCCCCCCCUAAACCCACUAGACCUAUGGAUACUCGUGAGCCCCCUUCAAUUUUUUCACCAUAGUUGAUAAGAUAUGAGAUGUUAAAAGGUCUCUGAAUAAUUGGAGGUUAAAAAAAACCACAUAUUGGUAUGUU
Messenger RNA from Oryza sativa Japonica Group (Japanese rice), 1723 nucleotides. RefSeq names its product protein PHYTOCHROME KINASE SUBSTRATE 2. Gene Ontology annotation, biological process: phototropism. NCBI's taxonomy places the organism in Eukaryota, Viridiplantae, Streptophyta, Magnoliopsida, Poales, Poaceae. The record is from RefSeq and is a predicted model, not a curated record.